Messenger RNA from Spinacia oleracea (spinach), 2628 nucleotides. RefSeq lists its product as uncharacterized. The record is from RefSeq and is a predicted model, not a curated record. NCBI's taxonomy places the organism in Eukaryota, Viridiplantae, Streptophyta, Magnoliopsida, Caryophyllales, Amaranthaceae. The transcript is spliced from 3 exons. The coding region runs from base 1 to 2628 and encodes 875 amino acids.
AUGGAGGCAAAGAAUUUGAGGUGGCAUGUAGAUAAGAGGAAGAAAGAUGGGUUGCUUAGACAUCCGGCAGAUUCUCUUCAACGGAAAGAUAUUAAUGAAGAAUUUCCAGAAUUCGGCAAAGAAGAUAGGAAUCUUAGGCUUGCGCUUUCUACAGACGGAAUGAACCCAUUUGGUAUUUCUGUUUUUGAUGCGUACGGUGAUGAGAUUUUCACGUUGCGUGCAUUGUUAUUUUGUACCAUCAAUGACUACCCGGCUUAUGGUAACUUGUCAGUGUAUAAGGUAAAGGGAAAAAAGCUAUGCCCAGUUUGUGAAGAUGAUAUGGAAUCAACCUGGUUGCCAAAUUCUAGAAAACAUGUGUAUCCAGUUCAUCGAAAGUGGCUAAAUAGGUUUCAUCCUUAUCGAAAGAAGAAAACUCUAUUUGAUGGCCAAGUGGAAGAACGUAGAUUUCGUAGACCAUCAUCUGGAAGAGAGGUUUACAACCGUGUUAAAGGCAUAGAGACGGAUUUUGGAAAAUCUGGGAAAAAUAAAGAAGAUGGAAUUUGGAAGAAGGAGUCUGCCUUUUGGAAACUGGAAUAUUGGAAGCAUCUGUCAUUUAGACAUUGUCUCGAUGUAAUGCACAUAGAAAAAAAUGUGUGUGAGGCCAUUUUGGGUACAUUGUUGAACAUGGAUAAGAAAUCUAAGGAUGGCAUUAAGGUGCGGAGAGACAUGCAACACCUGAAGAUUCGACCUCAUUUGUGGCCAAAGCUUAAGGAAAAGGCCAGAAAGGGGAAAGGUAAGUCUUAUUAUUUACCCCCUGCUUGCUACACAUUGUCUGAAGCUGAAAAAAGAAUAUUUAUGGAGUGUCUUUAUGAAAUUAAACUUCCUAAGGGUUACUCAUCGAAUAUAAGAAAGCUUGUGUGUAUGACCAAAUUGAAAUUACAUGCGAUGAAGUCCCAUGAUUGUCAUGUCAUGAUGCAAGUAUUCUUGCCCAUUGCAAUUCGUGGGAUUUUUCCUAAGCAUGUAAGAAAUGUCAUCACGAGACUUUGUUUGUUUUUCAAUACAAUAUGCAAUAAGGUACUUGAUCCAGAGGAAUUAGACAAACUACAAGCUAAUGUAGUUGUAACACUGUGCCAGUUUGAGACGUAUUUUCCGCCUUCGUUUUACGACAUAAUGGUUCAUUUAGUUGUCCAUCUUGUUCGAGAAAUCAAGCUUUGGGGUCCAGUGUUCAUGAGAUGGACUUAUCCUUUUGAAAGGCAUAUAGGGUGCAUGCAGAGAAAGGUGAGGAAUCCCGCACGACCUGAAGCUAGUAUGAUUCAAGGAACUAUGUCGGCGGAGAUUGGUGCGUUUAUUUCUGAAUAUAUGUCUAGAGAUGAACCAAUCGGACUUCCUAAAUCCCGACAUGAGGGUAGACUUGAAGGCAAAGGCACAAUUGGUGCUAAAGAUAUCAAUGUUCCAUUGGAGAAACAUAUGCAAGCACACUUAUUUGUACUACACCAACUCACAGAGGUUAGUCCGUACUUGGAAAAGCAUAUGCAGGAGUUAAGAGCUCGAAAUCCGACUAAAGCCGAACGUUCUUUGGUGUUGGAAUAUAAUCGCACUUUUACUGAUUGGUUUCAUGAUAAAGUCAUUGAUGAGUUAGAUGUUAAAGGCCACAAAAUCUCCAAUACGAUAAAAUGGCUAGCAUAUGAUCCACAAGAUACUUUGCACUCAUAUGAAGGAUAUGACAUCAAUGGAUAUACCUUCGAUACUCUACGUGAAGACAAAAAGUCAAGGUCUACGCAAAAUAGUGGUGUUACAAUGGUUGAAUCUUCUAGAGAUGAUGCAAGUGCUAAAGAUAAGAAUCUUUUUGAUGCAACAAAUCCGUAUUAUGGGGUUAUUCAGGAAAUAUGGGAGCUUUAUUAUAGUGAGAAAAUAAAGAUACCGCUUUUUCAAUGCAAGUGGGCAGAGAAUAAUCGACGUGGUAUUAAGCUUGAUGACAAUAAUAUGACUAUAGUCAAUAUGACACGGUUGCGCGACACUUCAGAGCCAUUCACAUUUGCAUCCCAAGCAAAGCAAGUUUUCUACAUAAGAGACAAUGUCGAUCAUGAUUGGUCUGUUGUUGUUAAAGGGAAGAGAUAUAUUCUUGGUGCUGGUGAUGUCGAUGAUGAAGAAGAGUACGAUCAGUUUGAUGACUCACCACCGUUCUCAAUUUCAGAGAGCGAUUUCCGCUCUUGUUCUAAAGUUGAAAGAUUCAAAUUUUUCAGAACUAUGGCUCGGGAUGAAUGUGAUGAAGAUAUGCUAGAAAAAGAUGAGGACUAUGAUGGCUUGAACGAGAACGACCAAGGUGAACCAGAAGAUAUAGCUAAUGACGAGUAUUUGCGUCGACUUGAUCAGUUUGAGGAGAUGGCUGAUGCUGCCGCCCUUCUCGGAGUUGAUGCUAAUCAUCCUACAGAGGAGUCAGUUAGCAUGAAAGGCAAGGGUAGGGGAAGGGGAUCAGGAAAAGCUAAGGGUCCGACAAAAGGGCUAGGAAAGACCGGGCCCAUGUUCCUUCAGUUUGACAGCCUUUUGCGUCCACCCGGCAAAUGGAGAUUGAAGUAUGGUCAACAGAUCGGUUUGUGUAGUCGCAAGUUGAAUAUUAAUUGGGAUUGGCCAAGUGUUAUCAAGGUUUAA